AUGACUGCUCACGUUCCUGCACGCCAGCCCUUUGCGGCCCUGGAUGGCCCUCGUUUGAGGAACCUGACCAGUGCGAAGAACCGCCAGAACUCCAUUUCUGCUUCUGCAUUCCCGUUCCCCUCGUCUGGCAAGCAAUCUAAGUACUCGCCAUCCAAGCGUCGCCACACGACCUCUCCCUUCGAUGAAGCCUUCGACAGCGAGAACGUCGACCCUGCUGUUUUUGAUUCGCCCACCAAACGCUCCAAGAACUUGGAUGGAAGCCCGAAGAAGGUCUCCAAGUUCGUCGUGAGCACUGAUGCCGUGCCCGCUGCUUCGCCUGCCACUCGCUGCUCGAAGCCUCUGUCGUCCAUUGAGAAGCCGCGAACAUCCUCUGUGCCCACCCAGUCGACUAUCAGCACCAGCCGCGGUUCCCCGAAGCACAAGCGUGUUGGCCUCCUGUCCAAGCGUCGUACCACUCGCAUUGAUCCGCCGUCCUUUGGUCUCAGCCCUCGCCACAACGCUGGUGUGCCUUUCUCCAUCGACGCUGCUCUGAGCGGUACCAUUUCCGACCACGUGCCCGCCCCUAAGCCUGCUGCGCGCAAGCCCGCCCCCACCCUUGAUGAGGCAAUGCCCAAGGGUUGGUUCUUUGAGAUCCACGAGGACAGCCCUGAAGAGGAAGCUACAAACAUGAUGGAGCACUCCGCACUUGUCCUGGACAUCUCAUCCGACGAUGACUCCGACACUCGUGCCGAGAACGAGUCACGCGAGAAGGGCAAGGAGAACAUCCCGCCGCCUGAUUAUUACCUUGUCGCGAGCUCCCGCUCUGCGAACGGCCCCGACGCUGGUUCCGAGCCGAGGAAGAUCAAGCAGCGCCGCAAGGUUGAGAAGGACGCCAUGGAGGAGGAUCGCUCGCCGCUCUCCGCUCUGCCUGCCUCGGACUACUUCGGAGAAGGGCUUGACGGGAACUCGUACGUCAUCGUCGAUGGCACUGCCCCAGAGAAGCCUUCCUCGCUGUCAAAGGAGUGCACCUUUGACGACGUCCCGUCACGAGAGGGGAAAGAUACCGCUACCGCCACCGCUACUAUCACCAAGUCUGCAAAGAACGCUUGCAGCACUGGCAAUGACCUCGAACCAGCCAUUCCUGAGGUCUCUCCGUCAGAAGAGAGCAACGACUUCGUCAUCUUUGACGAGUCCGCAGCCGAGGCGCCAGACACGAGCACGCCUGCGAAGGUUUAG
Messenger RNA from Lasiodiplodia theobromae, 1215 nucleotides. Its product is annotated as Thymidylate kinase protein. The transcript has 2 exons. Lineage: Eukaryota; Fungi; Ascomycota; Dothideomycetes; Botryosphaeriales; Botryosphaeriaceae. The record is from RefSeq and is a predicted model, not a curated record. Bases 1 to 1215 code for a protein of 404 amino acids.